CUGCCAAAUUUGAGAAAGGAAUUGGCCGAGAAUUACAAGAGCAGUUGAUUUCACAGGACAAGCAAAGCAAACAUACUAGUUAUAUUUCAGAGUGUUCAAGCAAGCACCAGUCUUCAGAGAAUCCAGCUUAGUCCCAACAGUAAAACUGCCUCUAAAAAGACAGUCAAGAUGAGAGAGAGAGGAAAGGACACAUGCUUCAGCCCUUAAGAAAAGAAAUGUUUUUUAAAAAAAUAUUUUGCCAAAGAACAAGAACAUGAAAUACGAACAAAAGACAAGUGCAACAAAGGAAGGGAGUCAGCAAAUCAAAUAGGAGAAAGUGAAUAAAGAGAAGAAAAGCAAGCAAGCAAAGCCCUCAUAUUUGUGAAGAAAAUCUACAGUUCUUAAGACAAGUCUAAAACUCAGUCACAUUAGUGGAUAGAAUGAAGACAGGGAUUAGAAGUGAAUCUUGUCUGAGGAAUUGAGACUUGUAGAAAAGAUGGAAAGGACAGCAGAGAUAAAGGAAGAUGACAAGGAAAGACCAGAAGAGAGACAGUCAGGCAGGAAGGUCCCUGGUUUGACAUGUACCUACGAGCACGUGAAUCAGUUGUUUUGAACUACAAUCCUUUCAUGGUUUUCAAUGCUGACUCCAAAGUGGAUUAUAACAACCAGCUCACAAGGGCAACUAACAUGACCAUUUCUGCUUUGCGAUUCUUGAAGACUCUCAGGGCUAACAUUUUAGAACCAGAGGUUUUUCACCUGAACCCAGCCAAAAGUGACACUCAAGCUUUUAAAAAGUUUGUUCGUUUUGUGCCUCCUUCUCUGUCAUGGUUUUGUGCCUAUAUGGUGAAUGCCUACCCACUAGACAUGUCACAAUACUUCAGACUUUUCAAUUCUGCUCGGCUGCCCAAGCCUAACAAGGAUGAGCUGUUUACAGAUGAAAAUGAGAGGCAUUUAUUGGUGAUUAGAAAUGGAAACUUCUAUGUAUUUGAUGUGAUAGAUAAAGAUGGGAAUAUACUGAAGCCUUCAGAAAUUCAAGCACAUCUACAAUUCAUCCUUUCUGACAAUAGCCCAGCUCCAGCGUUCCCACUUGCAUGUCUGACUACUGAAAACCGGGACAUAUGGGCAAAGCUGAGACAGGAGCUACUGGAAAAUGGGAAUGCAGAAACCUUAAGAAAAGUAGAUUCAGCAAUAUUUUGUCUGUGCCUUGAUGAUUUUCCAAUUAACAGCGUGAACCACUUGUCCCAUACCAUGUUGCAUGGUGAUGGCAUCAAUAGGUGGUAUGACAAGUCAUUCAACCUCAUUUUAGCCAAAGAUGGCACUGCAGCAAUUCACUUUGAACACUCUUGGGGAGAUGGUGUUGCUGUUCUUAGAUUCCAAAAUGAAGUGUUUAAAGAUAGCACUCAGACACCUGCAAUUACCCCUCAGUCUCAGCCUGCUGCUGUUGAUUCUGCCUCAUCUGUACAAAAACUGAACUUUAAAUUGAAUGAUGCCUUAAAGGAAGGAAUUACCCAAGCCAAACAAAAAUUUGAUGCUAUUGUGAAAACACUGACUCUGGAGGCUCGACAAUUUGAAAGAGGAGGCAAAGAGAUGUUAAAAAAACAUAAAGUCAGUCCUGAUGCUAUUGCUCAGCUCGCCUUCCAGAUGGCUUUCUUGCAGCAAUAUGGGCGAACUGUUGCCACCUAUGAAUCGUGCAGCACUGCAGCUUUCAAACACGGUCGUACUGAAACCAUUCGUCCUGCCUCCGUCCACACAAAGGCAUGUUCAGAGGCCAUUGUCAGAAAGUCAUCCAAGCACAGUGUAGCAGAGCUGCAACAGAUGAUUGCAGAGUGCUCCAGGUAUCACAACCAGCUCACAAGAGAAGCUGCUAUGGGCCAAGGCUUUGAUCGGCACUUGUAUGGCUUGCGGUGUCUGGCGGAAUCUCGAGGAACUCCUUUGCCAGACUUUUAUCAGGACCAAGCCUAUGCACACAUUAACCACAACAUUAUCUCCACAAGUACUCUGAGCAGCCCUGCUGUCUCCAUGGGUGGAUUUGGGCCAGUGGUGCCUGAUGGUUUUGGUGUAGGAUACGGAGUACAUGAUGACUGGAUUGGGUGUAAUGUUUCUGGCUAUCCAGCGAGAAAUGUGCAAGAGUUUGUCCAGUGUGUUCACAAGUCACUGGAUGAUAUUUUUAAUGUUCUGGAAGGUAAACAGGUUAAUAACUGAGCCACAACAGGACUGGCUUUUUAAAAACUUGGGUGAUACCAGUUCAUCUUCAGCCAGAAAAUUAUUUUUAACAUUCUAGCUGGAUGUUCAGGUUAGCAUCUACUUCUGGGGGGAAAUGCCAGAAUUAAAAUAAUGUGUUUAAUUGUUUUGGUUGGGUCUCAACAUAAUCAUGUUUAGAGUUUGGUAAGCUAAACUAGUUCCAACCUCAUACAGAUACCUAAUUUUAAUAUUGAUUGUAAAAUGAAAUUUAUUUUGUGUAAGUAUUUGCCAAGGGCAUAUCACUGUAGACUGAGGCCUAAAUUCUUUUCUUAGUCCCAACAAGACUAGAAUCAGUAAAUCAGUUGAAUUGAUGUGUUGACUCAGCAGAUGAUUCAAUGAGCCAACUUGGUGGGGACUAACCAACAGCAUACAAGCCAUAUUUAGGCUGACUGAUGUACUGUGUAGGGUUCUUUCCUUUCUAAUAUAUACAUCAAUUUGAUAAUUUUGAUAUAUAAUCAUAAUAUAAUAAACAUAUGAUCCCUAUAUGAAUGCAUAUAGAGAGAGUUCAGUUCACAUGCCUAAUUCAGACAUCCUCAAUCAAGCCUCUUUGUUGGAAUACAUCCCAAGAAUGAAAUCUUUUUGAGUAAAACUUACACACCAACUGGGAAGCCCUUGCUAAAAUAGCAGAGUUUUCAUCUGAUUUCUCCAGAGAGUUACAUUGUGAUACUGUGUGACUUAUAGAAAACGGUUUGGUGAAUCGAAGCAACAUUUGCUAGAAUAACUAAUCUCAUUCUUCAACUGAGAAGAGUUCUAGUUAAAGUAAGCUUUAAUUAUGCAGAUUAUUAUUUAGAAAACCCAAAUUUAUCGUCAUGUAACUUGUCCAACAGGGCUAAACUAGAGACUUCAGACUUAACUGGUUUGAGUCGGAUCUCAAAAACUUGUUCUACAAAACAUUUUGGUUCUUUUAUUACAAUUUUUGCAUUCCUCCCUUACCAACAUUAAGGUUCUGCCGGACUUCACUUUGAACGUUUUAAUUAAUGCAAUUCUUCUCUAAAAUGUGUUUUUAACAUGCAAGCUCAUAAGAGUAACACCCCAAGGACAAAAUGAGUUUGAAAGAAUCUAAAUGUACAAGUUGCACUGAGGACAAUAAGCACUUUGAACAGCUGCCUUACUUUUCUUAUUAUAUUUAGUAGAGCGUCAGUCUAAAAUAUGUAUGUUGGAAACCAUUUGCCUCAUUUAUUCAAGUGAAAUUUAAAUGUGAACUUCCAGCAAUUCUGUACUAAAUAUUCAUGCUUUUGUGAUGAGAAAUUACAGCUGGAAUGCAUAACUUGAA
Molecule: messenger RNA, 3493 nt
Organism: Anolis sagrei ordinatus
Lineage: Eukaryota; Metazoa; Chordata; Lepidosauria; Squamata; Anolidae
Gene: CPT2
Product: carnitine palmitoyltransferase 2
Biological process (GO): fatty acid beta-oxidation
Cellular component (GO): mitochondrion
Molecular function (GO): carnitine O-palmitoyltransferase activity
Source: RefSeq, a predicted model, not a curated record